Pleurotus ostreatus (oyster mushroom) is the source of this 1176-nucleotide messenger RNA. RefSeq lists its product as uncharacterized. Bases 1 to 1176 code for a protein of 391 amino acids. The transcript has 2 exons. The record is from RefSeq and is a predicted model, not a curated record. Lineage: Eukaryota; Fungi; Basidiomycota; Agaricomycetes; Agaricales; Pleurotaceae.
AUGGCGAUUCAUUUCUACGACGAAAGUCCCAGCCCUCUUGGCGAGCAACUUGCAAGACUUAAAGCCAGCUCUCUACUGGUUCGCGCUAAAAUCCCCUUUGUCGUUUGGGGAGAGGACGCUUUGUCUUUCGUCCACCGGGUACCCACGGAGCUUUUCGACCAGCACCUUCUUGUGCAGGAUGACCGCGUUGCAGAUGCGGUGGCCAUCGUCUGCAACGAGCUCAAUUACUCCCCCAUUGACACUGCCAACGACGAUACAUGGGGAGACUACAAGAUAUAUAAUCCUGCUCGCCCAUUCGCAUUCGAAGGCACUCCGACUACCCUCCUGCAACACAAUGAUUUGAACGUCACUUACAAGACACUGGAACCGGAUCGUAUCCUCAUUCACGCGGCGUCGACCUUUCACUUCCCCCUCCAGGACUUGUCCCGAAGUUGCUUGAACCCGUCCCCCCCGUCUUCCGAGGCUGCGGGGGUUCGAUUCCCUACGGUCGCGGCGUUUUAUGAUUCAUUGCUGGACAUGUUGCUCGAGCCCCCGUUAACGUACGUUCACUUCAGAUCGUACCAGCUCCUGAGGACCUUUGUCGCAUACUUAACCACCUACAAUGUAUCGGACGAGGGCAUCACCAAGACGGAUGCGCCACCGGGAGAAUUUGGACUCAUUGCACCUUGUCUGGAAGUUUUGGACGAAGUCAAGGACGAGAACAAACCACACCUUGCUCGACUCUUCCUGGAGAUGCCAGCUGACAGAGAGCUUGUUAGUUUGGAGAGGUUGUUGAUUCGACAAGCGCGAUUAAAGGACACCGGAGUGGUCUAUACAACACCACCCUUGCCGUACGAUCCUUACAAACGUUUGAAGGGCGAAAUAUCACCUACGCCCACUCCCAAGCUUCUCCAGUACGUACGCGAAUUCUUAGGGUGGAUUUGUUAUAAUAAUAAUGAAUGCAUAGACAACUACGAGAAUCUCGUGUCCAUGAUAAGCCUUUCUACGACUGUAUUUGGAAGCGAUGGCCGCGACUUCUUCGUGGAAUACGUUUAUGAAGAUGGGAUCGGCGACAAUUUGGCGUAUUACCGACUCUUUGAAAUUAUGAUCAGGCUCACUCUAUUCCCGGCUGUAUGGACAUAUUGUAUCGCUACUUAUAACUACCUCAAUGAUAAGAAACACCGGGGUUUCGAUUAA